UGCAGGCAAGUUUGGACCGGUUGGUCCGAAGAUUGGUGGUUGCCUCCUCCUUCUUCCGUCCACACUCCACACUCUUAACACUCCACAGUCUACUCCCCACCACACCAUGAAGUUUCUCUACUGAUUUUCUCAACAAAACUCCAUUUUUUUCAGUAAUUUUUUCUAUCAAUUGACUGCAGAACUGUUGGGUUUUUCAAUUUCCAAUCUUUCCCGCGGCCGGACCAAAGGGUCGUACCCAAAAAUGCUUGAUAUCAUCCGCGAAGGAGGGAAUGGGUUUUUUAUCCUGUCCUUUGACGGACAGUUGUUGACGAACAGUUACUUAGGAGGAAGACGGUUUACAUCUUAAUCUGAUACCCUCCCCUGUUCUUGUUUUCUAGCGUAGAUUUAAGCAUCUAUUGUCUCUCGCCAGUACUUGAUCUCUUACUUUGAGAUAUUUUGUUCUCCCUUAAAUUUUCAGUUAACCCUUCCGAGAAAGGGUUUUAACUUGGUGAAGAGAGAUGAACCAGGCAGUAUUAGUAGCCAUUGCUGCUACAAUUGGUAACUUCUUGCAAGGAUGGGAUAAUGCCGCCAUUUCUGGGGCUAUAGUUUAUAUAAAGGCAGAAGCAGAUUUGGCUGCUACAUUAGAAGGUUUAGUUGUGGCUAUGUCUCUAAUUGGUGCCACUCUCAUUACUACUUGUUCUGGUUCUAUAUCGGAUUCGAUUGGGCGUCGUCCAAUGCUGAUCAUGUCAUCUGUCUUCUAUUUCAUUAGCGGUUUAGUAAUGUUGUGGUCUCCAAAUGUUUACGUUUUACUUGUGGCUAGAUUGUUAGACGGGUUUGGGAUUGGGUUGGCAGUUACUCUCGUCCCAAUUUAUAUAUCGGAGACUGCUCCUUCUGAUAUUCGGGGGACUUUAAACACGCUGCCUCAGUUUACUGGUUCUGGUGCGAUGUUUUUAUCGUAUUGUAUGAUUUUUGGGAUGUCUUUGAUGUCUUCGCCUAGUUGGAGGGUGAUGCUUGGUGUUCUUUCAAUUCCUUCUGUUUUGUAUCUUGUUUUAACUGUCUUCUAUUUGCCGGAAUCUCCACGGUGGCUUGUUAGUAAAGGCAAGAUGCUUGAAGCUAAACAAGUCUUGCAGAAAUUACGCGGAAGGGAAGAUGUUUCAGGAGAGAUGGCAUUACUGGUUGAAGGGCUGGCAGUUGGUGGCGAAACAUCUAUAGAAGAGUAUGUAAUAGGACCAGAAGGUGAAAUUAUCGAUGAUCAAGAUCCAACCGCGAAGGAUGGUAUUAAGCUAUACGGUCCUCAAGAGGGUCUUUCAUGGAUCGCAAAACCAGUUACAGCAGGACAGAGCAGUCUGGCACUCGUUUCCAGACAGGGUAGUAUGGUGAACCAAACGGUUCCACUUAUGGAUCCACUUGUAACACUUUUUGGAAGUGUCCAUGAAAAGCUCCCCGAAUCUGGUAGUAUGAUUGGUCAUUUGUUCCCUAGAUUCGGGAGCAUGUUCAGCACGGCCGAGGAUCCUCAUGUUAAGAAUCAGCAUUCUGAUGAAGAGAGCCUUCAUAUAGAAGGCGGUGAUUAUGGUUCACACGAUGAACAAGGAGCAGGGGAAGAAUUUGAUGAUGAUGGUGAUAAUUUACGCAGUCCAUUGAUAUCUCGUCAAACAACGAGUUUGGAGAAAGAUGGUAAUCCUAUCCCUACUUCACACGGGAGUAUUAUGAGUAUGAGAGGUAAUAGUAGCCUCGCUCAAGCGAGUGGUGUUGAAUCAGUUGGUAGCAACAUUGGUGGCGGUUGGCAGUUGGCAUGGAAAUGGUCGGAGAAGGAUGGUGAGUUGAAGAGAGUUUAUCUUCAUCAAGAAGGAGUUGCGGGUACGGGUGGUUCGAGACAGGGAUCUCUUAUUUCGCUUACGGGUGAUAGCGAAUUUGUUCAAGCUGCUGCUUUGGUAAGCCAGUCAGCACUUUGUUCGAAGGAGCUUUUGGAUAUUAACCAGGUUGGACCGGCUAUGGUUCAGCCGUCUGAAACCGUUUUGAAGAAAUCGUCGGUUUGGUCUGCGCUUCGUGACCCGGGUGUUAAACGGGCACUUAUGGUUGGAAUUGGAAUUCAAAUACUACAACAGUUUGCUGGCAUAAAUGGAGUUAUGUACUACACUCCCCAAAUUCUCGAGCAAGCCGGAGUUGAAGUCCUUCUUUCGGACCUCGGUAUCGGUUCGGACUCAUCCUCUUUUCUUAUUAGCGCCGUCACUAUGCUAUUGGAACUUCCGUGUAUAGCCGUCGCCAUGAAACUUAUGGAUACGUCUGGAAGAAGGACACUUUUGCUUACAACAAUUCCAGUUCUAACGCUUUCGCUCGUGGUCUUAGUCAUUGGGAAUAUCGUGAAUUUUGGAACCACGGUUCAUGCGAUUAUAUCAACUAUUUGUGUCAUACUCUACUUCUGCACGUUUGUUAUGGGCUACGGGCCAAUACCUAACAUCCUUUGCUCGGAGAUAUUCCCCACGAGAGUUCGUGGCGUUUGCAUCGCUAUUUGUUGUUUGGUUUAUUGGAUUUGCGAUAUUAUUGUCACUUACACCCUACCUAUUAUGCUGACUUCGAUCGGAUUGGCUGGUGUCUUUGGCAUAUAUUGUGUCGUUUGCAUUAUCUCGUGGAUUUUCAUUUUCUUGAAAGUUCCGGAAACUAAGGGCAUGCCACUUGAAGUCAUAACCGAGUUCUUUUCAGUUGGCGCGAGACAAACUGCCUCGAAGAAUGAAUAAUAUUUGUACCGAUUGAUCUAUUAUUCGUAAAACUGUCAAUUAAGUGUAACAUUAUGGUGAUUUAUAAACUGUUUAAAUUUUCAUU
Impatiens glandulifera is the source of this 2799-nucleotide messenger RNA. RefSeq names its product monosaccharide-sensing protein 2-like. Gene Ontology annotation, molecular function: myo-inositol:proton symporter activity. Lineage: Eukaryota; Viridiplantae; Streptophyta; Magnoliopsida; Ericales; Balsaminaceae. The record is from RefSeq and is a predicted model, not a curated record. Bases 498 to 2714 code for a protein of 738 amino acids. Gene Ontology annotation, biological process: transmembrane transport. Gene Ontology annotation, cellular component: membrane. The transcript has 6 exons.